Messenger RNA from Engraulis encrasicolus (European anchovy), 2976 nucleotides. RefSeq names its product carboxypeptidase N subunit 2. Lineage: Eukaryota; Metazoa; Chordata; Actinopteri; Clupeiformes; Engraulidae. Gene Ontology annotation, cellular component: extracellular matrix. The transcript has 2 exons. The record is from RefSeq and is a predicted model, not a curated record. Bases 33 to 1643 code for a protein of 536 amino acids. Gene Ontology annotation, molecular function: protein binding.
CCUCUCAGCAGUGCAUAGCACCAAGAUCUAGAAUGCUGAGACACGGCAGGAUCGCUGUGCUCCUCCUCCUGCUCCUCCUGCAGAACUGCUGCGCCGACGGCUGCCCUCCCCAGUGUCAGUGCUUCAUGGGGUCGAAGGUCAUGUGCUCGGAGGAGCGCAUGUUCAUCUUGCCGGUGACGCUCUCUCCGCAGGUGAAAGAGCUUAUCGUCAUAACGUCGGGCCUCACGAGCAUCCCUGCCAACAGCUUCCAGACGAGCCCUCAGCUCACCAAGUUGGCCCUGAUCAGCAACCCCCUGAGAACCAGCUCCAUCUCCCCUCUGGCCUUCAACGGCCUAACACAACUCCGGGAGCUGGAAAUCAGUGCAAACUACCGCCUAGAGACCUUAGACCACGCAGUGUUUCAGAAGCUCGGCAAUCUGACCAGACUCUACCUGAACAACAACCAGCUGCUGAUAGUAGACAGAGACAUGUUUAAUAAACUGGUGAAGCUGGAGGUUCUUGAGCUGAGGGGGAACCAGUUUAUUUGGCUGCCCAAUUUUAUCUUCGAGAACCUUCCGAAUCUCAAGUCCCUGGAUGCGUCCAUGAACAAGAUCACCUCAGUGGAGGCCUCCCUGCUGGCUGGCCUGACUCGGCUGCAGUCCCUUAAACUUGCUUACAACCAGCUUACGACUCUUCCAUCGGACCUGUUUAAGCAUGCUCCUGGACUAAAGCACCUGAGCUUCCAGAGUAACGGCAUCUCGAGUCUGCCAGAGGGACUUUUUAAAUCCUUGACCAAACUGGAGGAGCUCAAUCUACGGUAUAACAAACUGACAUAUGUGCCGACAGACACGUUCCCGUCCAGUCUAAAGGACUUGAACCUCCAAGGAAACCACCUCACCAUACUGUCGCUGGGCAACCUACCAUUACUUACAGACCUCGUCCUGUCAUCAAAUAACUUCACGGAUCUUCCUAGCAACUUUUUUGAAAAUGCAACGUCACUGGAACGAUUGGACCUAUCUGAGAACCAGCUCUUAUCUGUUCCUGCCAAUGUUUUCUCAGGCCUCUCAAAAAUCGUUGCGAUCCACUUGCACAAAAACAACCUGACCUCUUUGCAGGCUGAUUUGCUCAAGGACCAGCAGGAGGUCAUUGAGAGGCUGACUCUGUCAGACAAUCAACUAAAGAACCUUCCUGAGGCCUUCUUCGAUCCAUUUAUGACGUUUAGGAUGUCACUCCGUGGUAACCCGUGGCAUUGUGACUGUAACCUCACAUAUCUGCAUGCUUGGCUGCAGUUUGGAAGUAAUCUAGUCGAGGAUUUGAGUCGGACCUAUUGUAAAGGCCCUGCCACAUUGAGAGGGCAAAGCUUGAUGUCAGUGGAGGGAGACCAGCUUGUAUGUUCUUACAACUCCAACACAACUAAUGCCCUUUUUGACAAUUCCGUCCAGGCACCUGCCGAGGAAGACUCCUCGCAAGGCCAAGCUAAUCAGUGCAUCCUACAACAACACAAUGGGGUUUACUCUCUCAAAUGUACAGUAACAAACUGUUCUAAUGUCAAAAUAGAGGCUCAUAUAUAUGGGCCUGAUGGAAGUGUCACAGACUACGUUUUAGACAAAGAGUGGUCUGAAACAUCACAAUGUGUAAAUGGCACCAUAACUGUCAAUGUUUGAACCUUUUGCGCUGUGCUGUGCUUUCCUACCCUAAUACCCCAAUCUAGGUGGUUUAAAUAAUCAAUAUCAUGUAAGAUGUUUUUUAUGACAACACAAUACUUCACAUUUUGUAUUGAGCUUAUUAUUCUAAGUCAUAUUGUGCAUACCUUUCCAGCACAUUUGUCCAAAUUUAUGUUACUGUUUGCUGUUUGUUCAGUUGUCUUUCUGAGUGAAAAGUGUUCAUAGAUGGAUUUAUAAUGUGCAUUUAGUGCUUUGCGAUCCUUUUUCAUUUUGAUGAGAAUCAUACCCUCUGUGCAGUGUGAAGAGGAGAUAAGCAAGGUAGUUGAACUUUUGCAAACAUUCAAAGUGCAGACUAGAGCAGUUUCAACACUCAAUGCCUGCAGCUUCAUCCUGAACAACCGUCCACAAAUUUUACUUCAGAUAUGCUACAGUCAAUCCGGAAAGUAUUCACAGCGCUUUUAUUAUCUUACAGCCUUAUUCCAAAUGCUACAAAUGAAUCUCUGUUGUCAAAAUCCUACACAAAUUAUUCCAUUAUGACCAUGUGAAAAACAAGUUGUCUUGACAUAAUGGAAUAAUUUGUGUAGGAUUUUGACAACAGAGAUUCAUUUGUAGCAUUUGGAAUAAGGCUGUAAGAUAAUAAAAUGUGAAAAAAGUGAAGCGAUGUGAAUACUUUCCGGAUUGACUGUAUGUAGGCUACUGUUCUGUCUAGGCCUGUACCAUGGCAACAUCUCUCACAUUAAUUUUGUUGGCAUUUCAGCAACAGCUGAGAACAGGCCCAACCAGACCUGUUGACAUAAUUUGCAUGUUCUUUAUCAUACAAUUACUGACAGACAGUGUUCAAAAAAAAGUUGAAGAUGCUGUUUUGUUAUUGAUUAAUAUUUUACUGCUGAUAGGGAUGCCAUGGCAGGCUUUUGGGUUAAUAUAACACUCUGUGGGCCUAAGUGGAAAAAAUACAUAGGCCUACAUGUACAGUGUUUAUUGUUAUACCAGCAGCCUAAUUAUGAUGAAGGGCACAACAGAACAGGAGAAUACUAAUGUCAGAGAGGAGAGAAACGGGUGUAAGUGAGGGUAAACCAGUUAUAAAGCAACAGAGCAUGCAUAUCAAGUCAUGUCAAGUCAGCUUUUAUUGUCAGUUUCUUCAUAUGCACAGGUCAGACAAGGAAAUGACUUUUUUUAACUAAUAGUAAUUAUUACUGUAGAACUAUUACCAGGUAGAAUAGCAGUUUCAAAACUGUUUGGAUUAACAGAAAGACUACUUGGCCAGGCUACUUGGUGUGUGUGUGUGUGUGUGUGUGUGUGUGUGUGUGUGUGUGUGUGUGUGUGUGUGUGUGUG